CCGCAGGCCCCCUCAUACCCUGAGUAUGCUAGGAUGCUAUCAGGUGUGGACUAUGCGUACGCAUACUGCGUUUUCCCUUCCACACUCCCGCCUCGGGAAUACGUUCAAUGUAUAAUGGAUGUAGCCAUGGUGAUAAACUACGCAAAUGAUAUAUGAUUGUCAUACUACAAAGAGGAGAUCCAAGGCGAUACUGCAAACUACCUGUCGCUCAUGGCAGCCUCUCGUGGUCUUAACAAACAGGACGCUCUCCGGAAACUCAUCGAGAAAACCGUACAACUACAUCACGGUAUCCUCGAAUUCCUGAGACCGCGUCCUGAGGCAUAUGACGCCUAUGUCGCAUUCUUCAAUGGGUAUUUCAAAUUCCACACUACCUUUGGAAGGUAUAAGCUGGAGGAGAUCAUGGAGAAGAGGUCGUCUUCUUGAUGGAUACCUUUCUUAUGGUAUUUCUCAACUUUUCCUCUAUGUUGAUUACAUCUUAAAGUAGAGUGAUAGCUAUCACGUUUGUACCCUGUUCUAUGUCUGCCAGGCGCCAUUCGAUUACCUGUCGCUUUGGCUUUUCGUACUCCGUCCAGUUCAAUCAAGCAGUUUUAUGAGAAUUUUUUCCAAUGUACUUUGUAAUGUAUGUA
This is a messenger RNA of Suillus plorans, 626 nucleotides long. RefSeq lists its product as uncharacterized. Bases 211 to 423 code for a protein of 70 amino acids. Lineage: Eukaryota; Fungi; Basidiomycota; Agaricomycetes; Boletales; Suillaceae. The transcript is spliced from 2 exons. The record is from RefSeq and is a predicted model, not a curated record.